AUGUUAAAAAAGAGAGGAUCAGAUUAAUUAGAUAUAAUUUUUGAAGCUGGUGAAGAUUUAAUGAAUUCUUCAAAGAAUCAAGUUAUUAUUCUAAAGAACAAUUCUAUCAGACUACCACUCACAAAACCUAGAACAUUUUUAUCGUAUAGUUUAGAAUUUUGUGGUAUAACAGGUUUAAAUUAUAAAUAACUUCGAUUUUAAUCAUUAGGAAGAGAUAUUAGAGUAUUUGAUUGAUUAAUGAUUUAGCCUGAAACUAAUAUUAUGACUGCAAGUUUAGUUAAAGUGAUACAUACAAAUGAAUUUAAUCAGAUGGUUCAAAAUCCUUUAAAAACAUCAUUAUAAAACUUAUUUUAAGGGGGAAUAUUUAGUGAUGUAAUUCUUAAGAUUAAUGAUGAAAUAGUAAUGAUUUCAAUAUAUUUAUAUAUAAAUAGGUACUUCCAUUACAUAAAUGUAUAUUGUCUUGUCGAUCUCCAAAAUUUAAUGGAAUGUUUUCAUCUAAUCUUAUGGAGAGUACAUAGAGUAUAAUAAAAGUAGAAUAUAAAAAACCUGAAUUGUUUAAAUUGAUGUUAGGUUGGAUAUAUAGUGGAUAUUGGAAAGAAGUAUUUAAAUAAAAUAAUAAUUUUGAUAGUUCCCUGAUAAUAUUGCAGAUGCAUGUGAUUUAAUGUUAUUGGCAGAUGAAUAUAUGAUAAUGGAUUUAAAAUAAAAGUGUGAAGAAGAUAUUAUAUCUAAAUUAGACAUCUCAAAUAUUUUAUAGAUCUUAUUAUUUGUUGAAAAAUAUUGUGAUAUAUUAUCUCCAAUAAUAGUAGAUAAGGCUCAUACUUUAUUUAUAGAUGAUUUUGAUUAAAUAUUACGAUUAAAUCCAAAUUUAGAAUAAGAGAUAACUAAAGUACCAGGAUUGAUGACAAAAUUAUUUUUAAAUUAUCAUUAGAAGAAGAUUAGAAAAGCAAGAAAAGUUCACUUUGUAGUAGAAGACUUCGAUUAAUAGGAAUCAGAUUCGGAUUAUAAUUCAUAGGAUUAUGUAAGAAAUUAUACACAAAAUUUUUACUAAUGA
Paramecium primaurelia is the source of this 1051-nucleotide messenger RNA. Lineage: Eukaryota; Ciliophora; Oligohymenophorea; Peniculida; Parameciidae. The record is from the annotation of a GenBank genome assembly.